AGGAAAUUACAAAUAAAAAUAAAAAGCCAAUAAUCAGAAAAAUGAAUCCCCGCAAUCAGCCCCAAGGUGCCUGGAAUUCAUCUGAGAAAUCAGGAAUGCUGCAGCCUACACCACCAUCAGCAGCAUACCAGGACAUUCCUGCUGGAUACCCUCAAUCCUUUCCAAGCCAGCCAGUGCCCCAGGGCCCCUAUGCCCAGGGCCCCUAUGCCCAAGGGCCAUAUCCAGGGCAAUCCGUGGUCGCCGUGCAGCCUACAGUUUUUGUGACCACCGCUCCACUGGCCGAUCCAGAGCCAGAUUACCUGUGUUAUUCCAUCUUUACCAUGCUGUGCUGCUGCUUUCCUCUGGGCAUCGCUGCACUGGUUUUCUCCAGCUCCACUCGAAAUGCCAACUACUCAGGACAGCAAGCAUUAGCAGAGAGGAACUCCAAAACGGCACGCACCCUGAAUCAUGUCGCCGUUGCUAUGGGGCUUGUUGUCACUGUAUUGGUGAUUGUCUACGUGGUUAUGGUUUAUAAGAAUUACAACCAUUAGAGGUGUCAUGUUUGGAUGCAGAUUACAAAUAGAUUUGGUUCUCUGCAUUUUAAAUGUUAUUUGCUCAAUGAAACA
This is a messenger RNA of Rhinichthys klamathensis goyatoka, 605 nucleotides long. RefSeq names its product trafficking regulator of GLUT4 1-like. The record is from RefSeq and is a predicted model, not a curated record. The transcript is spliced from 2 exons. NCBI's taxonomy places the organism in Eukaryota, Metazoa, Chordata, Actinopteri, Cypriniformes, Leuciscidae. Gene Ontology annotation, cellular component: membrane. The coding region runs from base 42 to 530 and encodes 162 amino acids.